UGAGGUGUCGUUACGUGCCGUUACCGUUGAUCUGUCGCCGGUUGAGGAUUUAACUCAGUGACGAAGGAAACGUUUUACCGUGAGAGGAAAUGGCGGCAGACCGAGCUGACGGAGACAGAGAGUCAGACGGGGACAUGGACGGGGACAUGGACGGAGACUCCAGUAAAGUCAGCCCUCUGCUGGGCGAAGACGACUUCACAGAGUCCUGUGGCAAAGAGAUGGCUCUGCUGACUCUGAUGGAGAGGACGGGAUACGACAUGGUGCAGGAGAACGGACAGAGGAAGUAUGGAGGACCGCCGCCAGACUGGGAGGGCCCGGCCCCGCCACGGGGCUGCGAGGUGUUUGUGGGGAAGAUUCCCAGAGACAUGUACGAGGACGAGCUGGUGCCUUUGUUUGAGAGAGCCGGAAGGAUCUACGAGUUCAGACUGAUGAUGGAGUUCAGCGGAGAGAACCGCGGCUACGCCUUCGUCAUGUACACCAGCAGAGAGUCAGCUCAGAGAGCCAUCCAGAUGUUGGACAACUACGAGGUCCGUCCAGGGAAGCUCAUCGGAGUGUGUGUGAGUCUGGACAACUGUCGCCUCUUCAUCGGCUCCAUCCCCAAAGACAAGAGGAAGGAAGAGAUCAUGGACGAGAUGACCAAGGUGACAGACGGGGUGGUGGAUGUGAUCGUGUACCCCAGCUCCUCAGACAGGAGCAGAAACAGAGGCUUUGCCUUCGUAGAGUAUGAAUCGCACAAAGCAGCAGCCAUGGCCCGCAGGAAGCUCAUACCUGGAACCAUCCAGCUGUGGGGUCAGUCCAUCCAGGUCGACUGGGCGGAGCCUGAGAGAGACGUGGAUGAGGAGGUCAUGCAGCGUGUCAGAGUCCUCUAUGUGCGUAACCUGAUGCUGUCCACCAGUGAAGAAACUCUCCGUCGGGAGUUCUCCUGCUUCAAACCAGGCUCUGUGGAGCGUGUCAAGAAGCUCACAGACUACGCCUUCGUUCACUACCGCAGCAGAGAUGACGCCAUCACCGCGCGGAGCCUCAUGAAUGGAGCCCAGAUUGAUGGAGCCACUGUGGAGGUGACGCUGGCAAAGCCUGCGGGGGUGAAAGAGGGGAGCGUCGUGGGGAGGAGGUCCAACAGCAGAGGAUACGUGGGAAACAAUGCAGGAGGAGGAGGAGGAGGAGGAGGAGGGUACGGGACGUUUGGCCUGUGCAGGAGCGAUGAGGGGAUGAUGGGAGGAGCUGACGACACUUGCUCCCCUCUGAGGACAGUGCCCCUGCCGCCUCGCCUGGGAAGCCCCUUCUACUCAGGAGCAGGAGAGAACCCAGACAGGUGUGUGUUCCCCCUGUACCCCGGCACCCCCCUCACCCCCACCAGCCUGCUGUCACUGAAGCAGAGUCAGAUCAGCUCCGCCGUCACUCUGCUCGAAUUCUACUGCUACAAGAACCACUGGUCUCUGCCUGAGUACCACCUGUACUCCACACCGGGACAGGACGGGAAGCUGCUGCUCCUCUACAAGGUGAUGAUCCCAUCAACACAAAGCACCUUCAUCCCAGACAAGCUGUGUGUGCUGCUGGAUGAUGCCAAAGAACUGGCCGCACAGACGACCCUGUGGAACCUUGACUCAUCCAUCCUGAGCUCAGUGGCUUCCUGUGAUUCCCCCAGCAGCUCUUCUCCUCCGCUCGCCGCCCCCGCCUCCGCCACCUCUCCCGGGAUACUGACCUGCGGCGGCAGAGCCUUCGCCUCCUGCCUCUCUCCUCCUCCUCCUCCUCCCCCUCUCUCUCCCUUCACCCUCUCUCCUGCCCUCUCCUCUCUGUCCUCGCUCCCCCCGGCUGCCUCCCAGACUCCAAGGCUCUACAUCAACUCCCAGUCGCCUUUCUACUGACGGAGGAUUCAGCGGUGAGGGAAGCAUCUGAGGACGAGGAGGAGGAAAGGCAGGCCUGUCUCUAUUAUGAUUACACCUCCACAUAUUUCCCCAAACACACAGUCCAUCUGUUUGUUUCUACUCUGUGCUAAAUGUAAUCUCAGUCCGACGAUCAGCCGCUCGGCUUCUCCUCUCUAUCACCUCUGAUUCUGAAAACUAAACACAACAAAGGCAGACGCUGCUCAGAUCCCACAGAAAGACAUCCAGCUGAUAAAAUAUGUUUUCUUGACCUCUGGUAAAUGUCAGUGUCCUCCUCCUCUCCUCCUCUCCGGCUUUAUUUUCCUUCAGUCACCUCAAAGUACCCACAAGGCAUCACAUCCAUACUUCAGAUAUCAAUGUUGAAACAAACCUGCCGUCAAAUCUCUGCUGUUUUGUGUCAGUUUAAUAUAUUUUUCAAAGGAAACUCGUCCAUUUGAGAACAAAAUCUGCAAGAAUUUUCAUUCAAAGACACGAGAUUGUUUCCUCCGUAACAACUGAACUGAUCGUCUCCUCUGUGAACGUGUUUAGGCUGAAACGUAAAGUUGUUGGACCGUCGUACACAGCUAUGUUGGAGUGAACAACACAGAAAGUAUGAAGUGUCCAAAGGACGGAGAGAUUAAAAGACGAGCUUUUCCACUACAUUAAAAUCUGAUUUCCAUUUUCCUUUCAUCCUCCCAUUACACCACUCGUCUCCUGAGAGAGCUAAAAACAGAGAGACGACGAAGGAGGAGGAGGAGGACUUAUCUAUCUUCUUCUUCUUUCAGAGGAAUGUUUGUGGCGACUCAUCUCCUUUCAUGUUUGUGUUAACCUGAGUUAUGUAAGGGGAGGAAGAGAGACCACGAAGUGUCCGUCCAGUUGACGGUCAGCCUCCUGAGAGAGUCGACAUCGAUCAACACAACAAAUCUUAAAGUAAGAAACAGAGAGCGGGAUAUUUCUCACCAUGUCUCUUAAUUCACUCGACCCACCUCACACUUCAGAAAUAUGAGGAUGAAGGAAAAAAGAGGGAAGAUUAAAAAUGUUUUUACACCAGAUCGAGUUCUUGUUCUCGUUUUAGUCGAAUGUAAACCACGUUCACUGAGUAAGCAGACCAAGCAAAGAGAGAACUCCGUUAGAUGUGUUUCUCUUGCCUCAUUCGAUGGUUUCCUCGUCAUGCUUUCACAUUACAAUCCUGUGGAAAAUAAAUAAAUAUCGGGAAAUUACCAGUAAAACAAUUUUAAUGAGAUGUGUCGGUCUCAUUAAAACACAGAGAUCCUGGGAGUUUAUCAAGGUUAGUUUAAAUUCUGCAAUAAAAAUGAAUUCAUUAAAAACAAAUUCAAAAAAGAAUAAAUAAAACAUCCAGUAAUUGAGAAGAUGUAAUAGAUUACUUUCAAGAUCCUGAGACUUUUAUCCCCCUUAAAUUCAACAAUUACAAAUCUACUCAUGAAAAACAAAUGAAGUAGAAAAUAAAGACAGAAUAAAUUAAACAAGUUUGAAUCGAUAAAAAAUAAAUUUAAUAAAUGAUCCUGGGCCUUUCUGGGAAAUUCUGCAGUUAAAAAUUUAAAACAUUAAAAUCAAAUGAAUAAAAAACAGAAUAAAUGAAUAAAAUCUAAAGUAAAUGAAUUGAAAGAUUCUGGGAUAUUUAUAAACUUUAAAUUUGGCAAGUUUAAAUAUUACAAAAGUUGAUUUAUUAAAAAAUUAAUAAAAAUAAAAAUAAAUAAAACAUGCAGUGCAUUUAUUUAAAUGUUAAUACCUUUAAUCCAACAGCAGAGAUCACCCAGAAGGUUUCAAAAUGACAUUCAAACUUUUUUAAUUUAUUUUGUUAAAAACAACAUGCACAGGAAAUAGCUGAAAAAGUAAAAUAUGAGAAGUCCAACUACUUGAAACAGUUUUAAAGAGUUUAGUUUGGUGAUUGAGAGCCAGAGAGGAGGAGGACGUUUCUUCAUCAGAGGCAGAGCACGGACAUGGUUUUAUUUUAAAGGCUAAAUAAGAACAAACAUUAUAAACGUUACAUUCACACUUUAAUUGGAUGAAUCGGAGAGUUUGGAGGAAAAUGAAGUGACUCAGGUUUGAGGGGUGAAGUGGUUUUAUUGAUCUGUUUGAAGGAACAGGUUUAAUGGUUUUUCUUUAUGUUCAUGUUUAUUGAUUUCAGACUGAUGAGUGUUCAGGUAAAUGUUUCUGUGUAUAUUUAUACCAUCACUGUUUGAACAGUUUUACAGUCAGUCAGAGUGUUUUAUGAUCCUUCAGUUCGCUCUGUUUCAGUGCUGAUUUAAAGUUCAGUGUGUGUGUGUGUGUGUAGAGUUGUGCUUGUAGCUCCUCAGCACGUCUCUCAGGUGUCAUUUAUUAAAAACACAUUUCUGUUUGUUGAAUUAAUUUUGAGAGUUUAAAAGUACAGAGAUUAUCUUACAUCUACAUUUUCCUUUUGUCCCUGAUGUUUUUUAUUCAGUGAACAAAUUCAAAAACACAGCGAUUUUCUUUUCAUGUGUUUUUAAUCUAAAACUGUGUAUUCAGAUUACUGAUGCUAAUUAAUAAUUAAAGGAAACAGAAUAAUUACAACAACAGUAUUUUAACAAAAGGCCUUUUAUCCAACAAUCCACAGAACAAAAAAUCAGGAAAUCAUCACUAAAAGAACGAUCUGUAAAUAAAUGUCACCCUAUUUAUUUAAACUUUAGUGUCACGCCCACUUUAAAUUAAAAACAAAGAAUGAAGAGUUUGAUUUCAAAAUAAGAGCUCAGCGCGGAAUUUAUUGUUAGAGUGAAUCUGUUUCUGUCAGUGAUGAAAGUGAAGGAGCAACGUUCAAAACAUUCAGUGUUUAGAAAUAAAUGUAAUGGUUUAAAAGUGUGUGUUUGUUGUAGUGUUGUGAGUGAGUGGAGCGAGGGAGUGGAGUGAGAGUGAGUGGAG
Molecule: messenger RNA, 4760 nt
Organism: Epinephelus lanceolatus (giant grouper)
Lineage: Eukaryota; Metazoa; Chordata; Actinopteri; Perciformes; Serranidae
Gene: rbm46
Product: RNA binding motif protein 46
Molecular function (GO): RNA binding
Source: RefSeq, a predicted model, not a curated record